Messenger RNA from Kazachstania africana CBS 2517, 736 nucleotides. RefSeq lists its product as uncharacterized. The transcript has a single exon. The annotation marks the transcript as partial. The record is from RefSeq and is a predicted model, not a curated record. Lineage: Eukaryota; Fungi; Ascomycota; Saccharomycetes; Saccharomycetales; Saccharomycetaceae.
AUGGACCCAAUGAGAAAACGAGACUCCACCUUCAUCGUCAUUUCAUCACUGGCAGUAUUUACUAUUGCCAUUGCCUCAGUUAGGUGUGCCUUUGUGACUAUGGGCAAGAUCGUACUGCAAACUUCAAUGACUAAGUUAGCUGAUAAGUUUGGUACAAGGAGAGAGGCUACUUGGGCAGUAGCAGCGGGAGGAGCGACCAACAUACUAGAUUUGGUUAAGCACUGUACUACAGCCUCAGGACAGCCGGUGGAUGGUGUUGAAUGCGCUUCAUCGGUCUUAACUUCGGUGGUUGCCUUUGGCUUUGCCGUAGCGAAGAGGUUAGAUACGGGUGCAUGGUGGAAGAGGGACCUUAGUUGGGCCACAAUGAGUGACGACCUCGUGAUGCACAUCAACAGCAUGGCGAAUCAGACCGGGCUCAUCGAUCUGACGUUAACGCCUGCAGGACUAGCUCUACUAGGGCCAUCAGUUGCAGAUUUAGCAAAUAAUGUAGGUAUGACGAGCGACAUUCCAAUGACUAAAAGAGAUUUGGGAGAUGAAUGGUUACUGGAGGGUACUAUAGUCCACACUUCAGGCAAUCAAACCAUCUAUAAUUUUCUACAAACCAACUUUACGCAUGCAUACAUCACAAGUAUGCCGGAAAGCGGCUUCCAGAAACGUAACGGAUUCAACGGCUACACAAACACUGAAGGCCACGAAAUAUUCGUGCAGUCUGAAAGUGAGGGGACUGUUGCAUACU